AUGUUACAACGAAUUGAUUUUCCAAACCCUAUUCUUGUUCUGUAUUUGGCAUCCUUUAAUACAACUAUUUCAGUUGGAGUUCUAUUUCCAAAAGGGGUUAAGGGUUCGUUGAAGGUUAUUAAAGCACAAAAGAAAGAGAAGCAGACUGAAGAAUCAAAACCUAUUCAAGAACAUGCAGAGGAGGAAGUCUCUAAAGAAAUUCAAAAUCUUGGUGAUGUUGCUAAAGAGUGUCAUGAACUUUUAGUUGAUCAUGUGAAGAAUAUGAAAGAGAUUGUUGAUAUCAAGAUGGUUGAACUUAAAUCGGAGAUAGCCAAGGAGGUUGAAAAGAUAGAGAAAAGUUACUAUGUUAUUCAUGGAAAAGUUGAUGUUAUUUUUGAUACUAUUGCAAAGCUGGUUGAAUACAAUAAUUUUUAUUCGAAAAAGCUUGAUGAGAAGACAGAAAAGGAUUCCCAAAUAUUUGCAAAUUUGGAGUUCUUAAAUAGUAUCAAGGAAUCCAUUUCACAGGCUAAUCAUAAAGCAGAGCUUGCUCCCAUCCUUGAGUUGAUUCUUCUUUUACCAACUAAUGCUCCUACUGCGAAGCAUGUGUCACAAGGGGGAGAGAAAGGAUGUGGAGGCAUUGGAUCUUUGAAAGAUACAAAUAAAGGAGCAGUUGUUGGGAAGGUGAUGUCUACUCAAAUACUUACUUCACUUUCAAUUUCAUUAACAACUACUUCUACAACUACCACAACAAGACCUAUUUCGAAAGGUAUUGUUAUAAGUGAAAGUGAUGGGGGUUCUGGUGCAUGCUCUAUGCCACCUACUUCGAGAGACAAUCAAGGAUACAAAGGAAAAGGUGUUUUAGUAACUCCUUCAGAAGAAGAAAAAAAGAAACAACAAGCCUUGGAAAUCAAAAGGCAGAGAUAA
This is a messenger RNA of Lactuca saligna, 903 nucleotides long. NCBI's taxonomy places the organism in Eukaryota, Viridiplantae, Streptophyta, Magnoliopsida, Asterales, Asteraceae. The record is from the annotation of a GenBank genome assembly.